Molecule: messenger RNA, 5676 nt
Organism: Lingula anatina
Lineage: Eukaryota; Metazoa; Brachiopoda; Lingulata; Lingulida; Lingulidae
Product: 3',5'-cyclic-AMP phosphodiesterase 4C
Biological process (GO): signal transduction
Molecular function (GO): 3',5'-cyclic-nucleotide phosphodiesterase activity
Source: RefSeq, a predicted model, not a curated record
AUUUUAUAGACCUGACUAAAAAGCUGUGUGAUCAUUGAUGAGGAGUAUGUUUGCCAAGUCGUUCUUGGCUCUUCGUUGUGAAUGAUGUGUGGAGACAUUUAGCACUACAGUAUAUGUAUCUUCUUCUGUUCAUUGCUUUGUUGGGCUAAGCGCGACACAUUUACCCUUGCCUUACAGUGAUAGCAGCAGUAGCAGCCUAGGUGGAGCCUGAAUCAUAAGGAUGGACUCUGUGUCCAUUUAACUGAUCAUUUAUGUCCAGAUACAGAGAGGCUUUUGGUGUUCAGCUCGUAGCUUCAAAAAGAUAAGAUUUACCCACGAUAACGCUAUUGAUUGUUUGCCUACAUUGAUGCCUGCCUAUCCAUUGGCAGGGCCCUAACCUUUCUGAACACCACACUACAGAAUUUAACUGGUAAGGUAUUAAAUAUUAACAAAUGUCCAUGGACAAUCAUUUUGCCAUAUAGAAGUAUGCAGGUUUGGGGACAGAUUACAGAGCAGUAGAAUUGAAUAAGGUAGGGAGCCAUUCACAGACACAGUAAUUUUAAGCCUUUGACGUGAGGUGCACUUAAAUAUUCAGCAUGGGGUCCUAAUUGGAAACUGCUAGAGAGAAAAAGGGUGAAUGCUAGAAGAGUUGAUGAGAAGAGUGCAUUUACUUCAGAAGUAAGACAAGAUUCUAUAUAUCACUUGCCUUGGAUAUCUUAAUUUUGGGGAAAACCUAAGUGGCAUAUGUUCACUGGGUCACCAGUUCCUGAGAAGAGGAGAACACCUGCUUAUUUUUCUAUGUAAAAUAUUGUGCUUGGGAUUCCAAACAUGAAGCUGAUGGUAAAUCUUGAAUAACUGGAGAUUCAGUACCAAUUCAGAGAUGUAACUCCCUCUCAAAACACUGGAAAAUACAAGGGAGUCAUUGGUCUGUUCAUGAUUACAGAGUUAAAAGGCUGUGACACACACGGGGCAAUUUCUUCAGCAAGUGAUUACAUUUGCACUAGUAUCCUUGGCAACAGGAAGUUAUUGAAUGAACUGACUUUUACAGUUGAGGAACAUCUUGUGCUUUGGCUGCAGAUCUUUGAUCUCUCAUAAGAAAAAAAGAAAAAAAAAACAGUGUGCGAUAAUCUAAUAUAAUUGCUGGAAAGUUCCUGUAACAAGGAGGCCUUGAGGGAUUUAGUUGCUCAGUCUCCAAAUUGUGCAGAAGUCUAUUCAAACUGAUUGAAAAAAAUUGGGGACUGGUGCCAUCAGGUAGACUGAGUGCAACAGCUUGGAGCAGCUUCUUUUAUUUUGUAAAUCUACUGAAGUAGAGGUGGUCUACAUAGUCAGAAUGCAGGUGGAAAGUGGGGACCUGAAGGACAUCAGAGCUCAUAGAACUUUCUUGAAGGGACCAGGGAGGAGUCGGAGGCAUACAUUGGCCAAUGUGCGCUUUGAUGUUGAAAAUGGUGCUUCCCCCAACCGUAGCCCCCUGGAUGCAGCCAGCCCAUCCUCCGGACUGGUACUUCAAAACCUUCCUCAACAGCGCAGAGAGUCCUUUCUCUACAGAUCUGACAGCGAUUUUGAUCUCUCGCCCAAGUCUCUGUCUCGAAAUUCUUCCCUUACAAGUGAACUGCAUGCAGAUGACUUGAUUGUGACUCCGUUUGCCCAGAUUUUGGCCAGUUUACGCAGUGUGCGGAACAACUAUAUUCUCCUCACAAAUGCUCCAACAAGCAAAACACGUAGGGGUUCAGCACAUAGUGGUAAUACAAUGAACCAGCACCAGAAUUUGAAUACUCCAAAAUUGUCUGAGGAAGCCUUUACUAAGCUUUCUGUAGAGACAUUGGAAGAAUUAGAUUGGUGUUUAGACCAGUUGGAGACAAUACAAACGCACAGAUCUGUAUCAGAUAUGGCUUCCAGCAAGUUUAAGAGGAUGCUGAAUCGUGAACUAAGCCACUUUGCAGAGUCCAGCAAAUCAGGCAACCAGAUAUCAGAAUACAUCUGCAGCACAUUUCUAGAUAAACAACAAGAAAUGGAUCUUCCUGUGAUGAAGGGGGAUGAUCAUCAUGAGCACAACCAAAAUCAGAGCAACAAAUACAACAGAGAGAUAAAAGACAAGAAGACUCCCAUGUCUCAAAUCAUGGGAGUGAGAAAACUGAAACAUGCCAACAGCUUCACUGGAGGUUCUGUUCCUCGUUUUGGAGUUGAAUGUGCAAAUGAAGAUGGUUUAGGAAAGUUGUUAAAUGAUAUAGACAAGUGGGGUGUGGACAUAUUUAAAAUAGCAGAAUACUCCAAAAACAGACCCUUGACUUGUGUGGUGUAUACAGUUUUCAGGGAAAGGGAAUUGUUGAAGAACUUUCAGAUUCCCCCACAGACACUUCUCACGUACUUGAUGCAUUUAGAAGAUCAUUAUCGCCGUGAUGUUCCAUACCAUAACAACGUUCAUGCAGCGGACGUAACUCAAUCCACUCACGUCCUGUUAUCGGCACCAGCUCUAGAGAAUGUGUUUACGGACUUGGAGAUUUUAGCAGCAAUAUUUGCAUGUGCAAUACAUGAUGUUGAUCACCCAGGAGUCACAAAUCAGUUCCUUAUCAAUACCAGUUCAGAAUUAGCCUUGAUGUACAAUGAUGAGUCAGUUUUAGAGAAUCACCAUUUGGCUGUGGCCUUCAAAUUACUAACAGAAGAAAACUGUGACAUAUUUGCUAACUUAAACAAAAAACAAAGACAGACAUUGAGGAGGAUGGUCAUUGACAUGGUGCUGGCUACUGAUAUGUCCAAGCACAUGAGUCUGCUGGCAGACUUGAAAACAAUGGUUGAAACCAAGAAGGUGGCUGGUUCAGGUGUUCUUCUUCUAGACAACUACACUGACAGAAUACAGGUUCUACAAAACAUGGUCCACUGUUCGGAUCUAAGCAACCCAACCAAACCCUUGGACCUGUACAAGCAGUGGACAACAAGAAUCAUGGAUGAGUUUUUCCGUCAAGGAGACAUAGAGCGAGAGAAGGACUUAGAUAUCAGCCCAAUGUGUGAUAAGCACAAUGCCACUGUGGAGAAAUCACAGGUUGGCUUCAUAGACUAUAUAGUUCACCCUCUGUGGGAGACAUGGGCAGACCUUGUGCACCCUGAUGCUCAGGACAUUUUAGACACACUGGAAGAUAACAGAGAUUGGUACCAAAGCAUGAUCCCCCUCAGUCCUUCAGGGAGCUUUGUCAACAAGCAAUCACGUACCAAUGAAAGUUCAAACAUAAACUCUGAACACCUGGACAACGUGCAAGAGGAAGUGAGCCCAGGAUGUAAAGACUCGGACUCUGCCAGUAUACAGUUCAAACUGACAUUGGAAGAUGAGGAACACAAGGGGGAGGGGCAUCACUCAUAGGUUCAGUAUGAUUGAAGGACUAGAGCUAAGGGAGUGGCUUCAUGUGUAGGUUUGUCAUCAUAGAAGUCUAUAAGAAAAGGAGUCAGUGAGGUAGACAUGUUGUCCGGAAGUAUUUUUGGAAUGUAUCCAAGGUACUCCUGUGCAAUGUGUGCUUGAUGGAAUGCAAAAAUAUGGAAGAAAAUGUCAAUGGUAGAAAUGCGGGGAUGUUGUAAAUUACUAAAAUUUAGUAAUCACUACUUUGGGUGUCAAGUGUAUACUCAUGAUUGAUAUAUAAUGGUAUAUACAGAGAUAAGGACUCGAGACAAAAAAUAUAUAACAGAAAGCCCUGCAUAGUUUUGUGCCAAAACCUCUUAGAAGUAUAUACUAUAAAUAUCAGGUGGCACAGCAGUUGAACUGAUUUACAGGUAAAUCUCAAGCAUUUAAAUGGCUGUUUCAUGUACAUUACAUCUUCUUUUUUUUCUCUGUAUCCUUACCUCCUGUGUCCUUUACUAUUAACAGAUAUUACUAAAGAGGCAUAUUAUUGUGAUGAAGUCUUCAGAUAUAUAUAUUGACAGUAGGUAAGAAAGGUCAGCAUAAUAUUUGCUUGUUUCCUAAUACCUUGUGUGGAUUUUAGGUAUGGCAGCACAACUCCAAGCCUUUCAUUGGUCUCAGUGAAUUAGGUUUUCCGGGAUAAUUAUUUCAUAAUUAUUUCAUAAAUGUAAAUAAAAAUUAUUAAUGGACAGCUUGAUAGUACUUUGACAGGUGAUUGCAUUAAGCUACAAUUACAUGAUUCUGUUGUUGACAUAAUCUUAGCCCUCUGGUCUUUUGUAAGAGCAUAUCACUAAUUUUUACCUAAUAUAUUAUAAUAUCAAACAUGAAAAUGGAAAACAUUCUUUUUCCCCAAAAAAUUCCAAUAAGGGCCUUGUAACAUUUCUUGGGAUUUGUUAGUUUGUUAAACAUUUUGAAGGUAUCGUUAUUCAUUUGAAUUGUCAAAUUUAUAGGCUAGUCCUGUUUAUCAGUCAGUGUGUGCUAAAGUACAUAAUGUUUUUCCUGUAAAAGACAGAUAUUAGACUAGGCUCUCUCUUAUUUAUAUGGUAAAGAAAGUAAGGGUUUUGUUCUCCAAAUAAUUAUAAAAUGUGGGUUAUUUAAUGUAAAUAUAAAUAGUUGUGCGAAUAUCUCCUUUAAUGGAGGUUUUUAAUGGGAUGUUUUCACCCAGUAAGGGUGUUUAGUUCAAUCUGUUUUUCUGAAGAAACACUGGGUGUUCUUUCAGUUAAUUUUUUUCAUUCCUUGUUACAUAUUGACUCCUUUAGUUUGUUGGCAAAAAAUGUAGUUAAGUUAAUAUACAUCAUCACUGGUAAUAUUGGCUGUCUAGGUACCAUGUGCGUUACCUAAAGCAUUGUUAGUUUGGUACUCACUAGUCUCUUAAAAUCACUGCUUAUGCUGUAUUAAUCCAUGGUUAUUAAGCUCAGGGUGACCAUUGUAACAGGUAGUUACCUUGACCAUCACCUUGCUUUAGACAAUCAACAGUUAUGCCCCUUUUUUUGUUAAAAGUAAUUGUUUUCAAGGCAGAUUGUGGUUAUUAAAGGUCUUGUAAGAUGGUUUGAGUAAAUGAAUCUCAAAACCUCACUAUAGGAUAGUUUAAUUGGAAUUGUAACUUUUCCAAAAACAAAAAAAAACAAAAAAAAAAAACACUUUACAUAUCAAAUGUUCAAGUAUGAAAAUGAGCAUAUGUAUGUGCUAAUAUAAAACCUGUAGUCUUUCUGUCAUAUGUACCCCAGCAAAUACCACUUAUUAAGCACUCUUCAAUAGGUCAUGAUGUAGUUCAUUACUUCUCUAUUUUAAGCUAAGCAUUUUUUUUAUUAUAGUUGUUUUUUGUUUUGUUUUGUUUAAUAUAGCACUUUUAUGCUGCAUUUUAAACUGUGUUGGUUUGGAGAUAAUUUAUGAAGAAAAGAAUCAAAUGAAGAUUAUUAAUGUUAAAGAGCAGAUUCAUGUUAGUUCAGUAUAUACAAUAUGUGAGAAUUUAUCAGCAGCCCAUAUAAUAGGCCAAAUACUUCCAUAUAGAUAUAAGCUUCAGUGUGUCCUUAACUUUGUUAAUAUUUUGAUGUGUAUCUAAAGGAAUUCUCCAUACCCUCAUCUUAUGUUUUCAAAGGGGCAUGUGUCUCAAAUAUAGAAAGAUAUAUAUAUAUUACUAUAUUUCAUCUUUGAAAAUUGUUUUUCAUUGUCUUCUUGUUAAAAUUCUGUUUUCAUUAUUUAUACUUGUACAUUUUCUGUAUAGUAUUGUAUAUAGCUCUGUUGAUGUAUAUAUAAUAACUGAAUGUCUCACUUUCCAGUCUGUCCAAGUUUCAAUAAAAUACAAUAUGAAAUUA